This is a messenger RNA of Polypterus senegalus (gray bichir), 3646 nucleotides long. It is a transcript of the gene ccpg1, whose product is annotated as cell cycle progression 1. Lineage: Eukaryota; Metazoa; Chordata; Cladistia; Polypteriformes; Polypteridae. Bases 120 to 2591 code for a protein of 823 amino acids. Gene Ontology annotation, cellular component: membrane. The record is from RefSeq and is a predicted model, not a curated record. The transcript is spliced from 10 exons.
AAAAAAACAACAACAAUCUGGUGGCGUCUGGCAGCACUUUAUGAAGACUUUGCGCUGGUACUCUUUGCUGGUGAAGUGACAAGACGUAACUACUUGUCAGACUCGGAUUCAGAUGAAAGAUGUCUGACAGUACAAGUGACACAGAAUCAUCUUGUGGAUGGACCAUAAUAAGCAAUGAGGGUUCUGAUAUUGAAACGAUUGGACCUGAAAACUGUGGAACUGAAGUUAUACCUGAUCUACCAGUAGAUUCCUCUAGUCUGAUAGAAGGCAACUUAAAUGAAUCCUCAGUGACAAGCCAUGCUCCUGCAGAGCCGAUUUUUGAAUGCAGUCAUGUUGAGGGGACUCUAUCCAUUUCUAAGGAAACGGAUGUGACAGUACCAGAUGACCAGGUUGUAUUUGGUUCUUCAAGUGACCAUUCUGACAUUGUGACCCUUGAGCCUGAACUUGCGAUGUGGGAAACAAAUGAAAGUCUUGCCCAGGACAAUGAAAUUAAUGAGGAGCUUGACCUUGGCUCCUCUUCUAGUAGUCAGUACACAUUUAACACUCCAGACGCAGUCAAACAAACUGAAUCGAGCAGUGAUGAGAAAAGUGGACAAUCCACUCCUGUGCUGCGCAGGCGUCGCCUUAGAAAGACCACUGUCUCAAACUCUGAAGAUAAUGAGAUUCCACUUGAGGAACAGCAGCAAGAGCAAGAAUCACACAAUGUGUCUCAGCCACCCCAGCAAGUCGGUGGCACCCUUAAUCGAUGCAUCUUAUUGGCACUGGUCAUAGCUAUUAGCAUGGGAUUUGGACACUUCUAUGGAACAGUGCAGAUCCUGGAACGAAACAGAGUUGUUAAGAAAAUUCAUGAAGACCAACUAAACGAUGUUAAAGAUGACCUGUAUCAAUGUCAGAAAGAGCAAGACAUGUCCGUUGAAAGCAAGAAAAUUGUUGGCCAACUGUCAGAAGACUUGGAGGAAAAGAGAGACAUGGUGCUCUCUUUGACAGGAAUUAUGGAUAAAAUAAGUAAAGAGAACCAGCAGCUCAGAAUGAAACAGGCUGAGCUACAGUUGCAGAAUGAUGAUCUUCUGUUGCAACUCAAACAGAGUGAAGAAGAAAUGAAUUCUGUUGAAUUGCGACAGAAAAAUCUUGCUUUGGAAAACUGGCACUUAAAAACAUCUCUAAAACAGGAAGAAGAAUCGCUGUCCACUUUGCAGGAAGAGCUGAGGAAUCUGAGAAUGCAGAUUCAAAAUUUGGAGGAGAAAGGAACCAAUUCUGACCACAUCUUGACAGAGAAUCAGAUGCUGAAAGAAUAUCUGAAGGAGGAAAAGCAGCAGAUUCAAAAUUUCCUAAAGCAGAAAGAGAAUUUGAUGGCAGAAGCCCAGAUGCUAAGGCUGGAACUAGAUAAGGAACGGCAGGUGACUAACAACCUCAAAGAGGAGUUGGGCCAUCUGCGUCAAGCCUCGUCAGAUAUGAGGGAGACAGACCCAGAGACUGAAGAACUGCAGGCAAGAUUAGCUGAAUUAGAAAAAAAACUGAACUUUGAGCAGCAGCGCUCAGAUCUUUGGGAAAGAUUGUAUGUUGAAAUGAAGGAAGGACAAGCUGACACCUCAAAACCCAAAAGGUCAAAGGGUGAAAGUGUGUUUACAUCAGUUAAAAAUACAUUUGAUGCAGUGAAAAAUUCCACCAAAGAAUUUGUUCAUCACCAUAAGGAGCAAAUCAAAAAAGCCAAAGAAGCUGUCAAAGAAAAUCUGAAAAAAUUCUCGGAUUCUGUAAAAUCUACUUUUAGACAUUUCAGAGAUUCUGCUACUAACAUCUUUGACAAGAACUGGAAAGCGCCUAUAAACCGGGCUCAAGGCAGAAAUGUUGGACAGCCAUGCCAACAUGUAAAGGAACAAAGUCGAGAUGGUGAGGAUGAAGUUGAAAGCUUGUGGUGGCAGAAUAACCCUCAAAAACCUUGUUUUAAGCACCAAAGAAAAUCAACAGCCAAUGCUGAUCGAGAUUAUUUCCAGAGUAAAUAUGAAGGACAGUCUUAUAACUCCCAUAACAGUGACACUAGGCAAAAAACUCCUAAAGGUUGUUCAGAUGUGUUUGACUGUGCAUAUCAAGAAUCCAUGAGUUUAUUUAACAAAGCCAUAGACCCUGUCAAAGCAGAUGAAUUCAUUCAGCUAAUGCACCGCUACUUACAGCAAGAAGUGAAUCACUUCCAUCACUGGAGAGAGCUGGAGAAUUUUAUUAAUAGAUUUUUUCACAAUGGCAUUUUCAUACAUGACCAGAUGCUCUUUACUGAUUUUGUUAGUGGUGUUGAGAAUUAUCUUGAGGACAUGAAAGAGUACCAGAAAGGAGGCCAAGAUGUUUUUGAAGAUCUAGAUGAGUACGUGUAUAUGUACUUCUUUGGAGAGACAUACUCCCAGCAGCAUGGGCCAAGUAGACCCUUUGAAGGGCCAUUUCCCAAAAAUGAGAGGCUUAAAAAAUCUGAGCACAAACCCCAAAGACAUCACAUGGUACGUUCAAAAGAGAGGAAAUGGAACAAAGAGGGAUGCACCAAAGGACGACAUAUGACCAAUGUCAAAACUGAGCUGGGUCCAACGCCGUUUGAUCUAAAAUAUUGAAAUGUCUUGCUGUGGUUAAUAACGAACAUGUCUAAGUUUACACGUUGGACAAGGAAGAAGUGGAACAUGUUAGAAUUUGUUUGUGUCUCUGGCUAUGCAAGGUACUGGGCUCACCAUUGUGGUUCGGGUCAUAUUUGUUUCUACAACAUGCAGUGUCUCACAGUUGUCACAGAAUGUAAUGUAAAUUAUAACACAAAAUUCCAAUGACAGGGUUAAAGUGUGAAUUUGGGAUGAAAUGGAGGUUUUCUUCAUUUCUGCUGAAGUGCAAUGGGAUGAGGUGGACUUGAACUAGUGGUUUAUGUUUAAGAAAUGUCAGAAAUCUUCUCCUUUUUAACACCUUUGGGCAUGUUUGAUAUAGUAAUGAACUCUUCAAAGUUGCACGUGUGUGUCCUUUGUCAUGAAGAAGUGUCAUUCCUCAACUGUUCUAAUUGUUUAUGGUGUUUUAAAAUCUGGGCAGUCUUUCUCAAGUCUAGAGUGUGAUCUUUUGGAGUUCGCCAAAGUUAGCAACAGAAAUGUUUCUUAAAAAUUCCUGCUUCCUGUUUUAUUAAUUUCUAGUCUUUUACAAAUAUGGCAACCUUUUGCUUAAUUAAAAAAAUGUGAAAGUAUGUCUGUACAAUGUUUGGUUUGAGCAGUUUUGCGGGGCAGAUACUCGCAGGCUUGCAAACACUUAAAAACGUUUGUCAAAAGUUCUAAAAAAGUGAAGAACUUCAUUAAGUUAAUCAUUGACGUGGACUAGCUGUACGGGACUGUAUCAUUAAGAGAUGUUAAAGGGCUUUGCACUAUGUUUUAACUUUCAAUAGAAUCGGGAGACCACAAAAACAAAAAUUAUUAAUGGAUAAUAUCUAGAAUUAGAAUAAAGCAAGCUGCCAUGUCACUAAUGAUGCAUUUUUGUUCUGUUUUUCAGUAAUCUGUUAGUGCAAACACAUUUCUAACAUUCCAACGUGAGCUCUGUAAUUUUUGUUUUCUCUAAGACUGGUUAAUGGCAUUUGUUUAACUUUUUGUGCUUUUAAAAGGAGUGCAUUCCACAGGACCCUAAUAAAAUGAAAUAAAAACUG